Molecule: messenger RNA, 6434 nt
Organism: Gasterosteus aculeatus aculeatus (three-spined stickleback)
Lineage: Eukaryota; Metazoa; Chordata; Actinopteri; Perciformes; Gasterosteidae
Source: RefSeq, a predicted model, not a curated record
GUUGAACUUGUUGCGAAGCACAGUGGUCCAUGAGUGCAUCCGUGCGCGCGCGCGAGAGAGAGAGAGAGUGUGUGGGUGCGUGUAGCAUAUGCGCGCACGGCAGUGGCUCACCUAGCAGCAGCAAGAGUCUGCCCGCAUGCGGGCUCGAACCGGAGGCGAACUGCGCAGAGAUGCGGCGCACAUAGACGCGCCACGCCGCCCCCCCCCCCGCUGCCCCAUCACGGUUCUCGGAACCCGUUAAGCUAAUAGUUGGCGUUUGUUUGUAAAUGGCGGCGCUGGAGCGGAGGUGAGCCGUUGCGUCGUUCGGUCCACUCGCUCGGCCGGCGGACCCGCAGACUGCGCACUGUUCUUUCCGCCUCUCGCUUUCUUUCUUUUUUGUUCCCUUUUGUCGUCGACUAUCUUGUAACAACAAGGAGCCAUGACUUCUGGGCAGGAUGAGAGCUCCGUGCGCGUGGCGCUGAGGAUUCGUCCACAGCUGGCCAGGGAGAAGAUCGAGGGAUGUCACAUCUGCACGUACGUGAUGCCCGGGGAGCCCCAGGUGAUCCUGGGCAAAGACAAGUCCUUUACGUACGACUACAUGUUCGACAUGGACUCCCAGCAGGAGGCCGUGUACGCCAGCUGCACGGAGAAGCUGAUCGAGGGCUGCUUUGAGGGCUACAACGCCACCGUCUUUGCGUAUGGACAGACGGGCUCCGGGAAGACCUACACCAUGGGGACGGGCUUUGACAUGAACAUCACUGAUGAGGAACUGGGCAUCAUCCCGCGCGCCGUGCACCACCUCUUCAGGGGCAUCGAGGAGCGGCGCCGGGCGGCGCAGGAGCAGGGCCGCCCGGCGCCCGAGUUCAAGAUCAACGCCCAGUUCCUGGAGCUCUACAAUGAGGAUGUUCUGGACCUGUUUGACUCCACGCGAGACAUGAAGCAGAAAUCGCACAUCAAGAUCCACGAGGACGCCGCUGGGGGAAUCUACACCGUGGGAGUGACCACGCGGGCCGUGUCCUGCGAGGCCGAGAUGAUGCAGUGCCUGAAGCUCGGUGCUCUGUCCCGCACCACGGCCAGCACUCAGAUGAACGUCCAGAGCUCCCGAUCGCACGCCAUCUUCACCAUCCACCUGUGCCAAGUGCGCGUCUGUGCCUCCGACAAUCAAGAAAGCGAGAGCAACAACAGGGUGUCCAACGGAAACUCUGAGGUGGACGAGUACGAGACGCUGACGGCCAAGUUUCACUUCGUGGACCUCGCCGGAUCAGAGAGGCUGAAGAGGACCGGGGCGACGGGCGACCGGGCCAAAGAGGGCAUCUCGAUCAACUGUGGCCUGCUCGCUCUGGGGAAUGUAAUCAGCGCUCUGGGUGACCGCAGCAAGCGCUCCUCUCACGUGCCUUACAGGGACUCCAAACUGACCCGCCUACUGCAGGACUCGUUAGGAGGGAACAGCCAAACAGUGAUGAUCGCCUGCAUCAGCCCGUCCGACCGGGACUUCAUGGAGACGCUUAACUCGCUCAAAUAUGCCAACCGGGCGAGGAACAUCAAGAACAAGGUGAUGGUGAACCAGGACAAGGCCAGCCAGCAGAUCAGCGUCCUCAGGACGGAGAUCGCUCGCCUGCAGAUGGAGCUGAUGGAGUACAAGACGGGUAAACGCCUGACGGGCGAAGACGGCGCGGAGAGCUUCAGCGACAUGUUCCACGAGAACUCCAUGCUGCAGACAGAGAACGGCAACCUGAGGGUUAGGGUGAAGGCAAUGCAGGAGACCAUCGACGCUCAGAGGGCGCGGCUCACCCAGCUGCUCAGCGACCAGGCCAACCAGACCAUCACCAGGGCGGGUGAAGGGGCUUCUGAAGAAAUCGGAAACAUGAUUCACGGUUACAUCAAAGAGAUUGAAGAUCUCCGAGCCAAACUGCUGGAGAGCGAAGCCGUGAACGAGAACCUGAGGAAGAAUCUGUCUCGCGCCUCCAACCGGCAGUCCCUGUACGGGGCCCCCUCGCUGCUGGCCCCCGAGAAAGAGACCUCUGACAUCAUCGAGCUUGCCAAGAAGGACCUGGAGAAACUGAAGAAGCGAGAAAAAAAGAAAAAGAAAAGACUCCAGCAUCUGUUGGAGGAGAGAGAGCGGGAGGAAAGGGAGGAGGAGGUGGAAGAGGUUGAUGACGCCAGUGCCGGCAAGGAGGAGGUUCCCGACAACGAGCAGGAGAAGGGCGCUGAGAAGGAAUCCACCGAGCGAGUCCCCGAGGAGGCAGACACUGAGGUCCAGGAAGGCAGCGACCAUGAGGAAGGAGAGGAGGAAGAGGAGGAGGAAGAAGAGGAGAUGGACGUGGAGGAGAGCUCUGAUGAUUCCGACUCGGAGACGGAUGAAAAAGAGAACUUCCAGGCUGACCUGGCCAACAUCACCUGCGAGAUCGCCAUCAAGCAGAAGCUGAUUGACGAGCUGGAGAACAGCCAGCGGCGGCUGCACACGCUCAAGCAGCAGUACGAGCAGAAGCUGAUGAUGCUGCAGUGCAAGAUUAGGGACACGCAGCUGGAGAGGGACCGCGUGCUGCAGAACAUGAAUACAGUCGAAACCGGCACGGACGACAAGUCGCGCAAGAUCAAGGCCGAAUACGAGAAGAAGCUGAGCGUGAUGAACAAGGAGCUCCAGAAGCUGCAGUCGGCGCAGAAGGAGCACGCCCGCCUCCUGAAGAACCAGUCGCAGUACGAGAAGCAGCUGAGGAAGCUUCAGGUGGACGUGGUGGAGAUGAAGAAGACCAAGGUCCGCCUCAUGAAGCAGAUGAAGGAGCAGCAGGAGAAGAACAGGAUGAACGAGUCUCGGCGAAACCGAGAGAUAGCGUCGCUGAAGAAGGACCAGCGCAAGCAAGAGCACCAGCUGAAGCUGCUGGAGGCUCAGAAACGGCAGCAGGAGCUCAUUCUGAGGAGGAAGACCGAGGAGGUGACUGCUCUGAGGAGGCAGGCCAGGCCCACCUCCGGUAAGGUCAUCAGGAAAGAGGCGGUGCAGGACUCCAGCUACAGACCUCCAUCCGGACGCCUGUACUCCUCCGGUAACGCUGCUCCCAAUGGCACGCGGUCGUCCUACAGGCGCACAGUGGGGAUUUACUCCACCAGAAUCGCACGCAACAAAUGGCAGUCUCUAGAACGCCGGAUCACUGACGUCAUCAUGCAGAGGAUGACCAUCUCCAACAUGGAGGCCGACAUGAACCGCCUCCUCAAGCAACGGGAGGAGCUGACCAAGCGCAAAGAGAAGGUCAUUAGGAAGAGGGACCGUCUGCUCAGGGAGGGCCCCGAGGCGGAGAAGGCGGCACUUCCGCUCAACGAGGAAGUGGAUGCUUUGACGGCCAACAUCGACUACAUCAACGACGGCAUCGCCGACUGUCAGGCCAACAUCAUGCAGAUGGAGGAGACCAAGGAGGAAGGCGACACGGUGGAUAUUUCCGCCGUGGUUAGUUCCUGCACGCUGACGGAGGCGCGUUUCCUGUUGGAUCACUUCAUGUCAAUGGCCAUCAACAAGGGCCUCCAGGCCGCCCAGAAGGAGUCCCAGGUGAAGGUGAUGGAGGGUCGGCUGAAGCAGACUGAGAUCACAAGCGCCACGCAGAACCAGCUGCUCUUUCACAUGCUGAAGGAGAAGGCCGAGUUCAACCCGGAGCUGGACGCGCUGCUGGGGAACGCGCUGCAAGAGCUAGGUAACGUCCCGGCCGAGAAUGGAGAUGAUAGCAGCAGUGAUGAGUCUGCUCAGAGCCCGUCUGCAGAGGGAACCACCUUGACAUCGGACCUCGUGAAGCUCUGUGGAGAGACCAAAUCAAGAAAUAAGGCUCGUCGGAGGACCACCACUCAGAUGGAGCUGCUGUACGCCAACAGUGACUCCGCCCCCGACGCGCCCACUGCAGACUUCCCGGGCCCGCUGCUGCUGCCGUUGGCCGAGGCGGCGGCGGACGGGGGAGGUGACGUGGACUCGUCGGGCUCAUCGGUCAGGGACUACGCAGCUCUCUCCCCCGGCUUUUCCUCUAAAAUGGGCAGCAUUUCUGGCUCCAGAACUUCAUCUGGGCUGGAAAAGCGAACUCCGGAGCCUUCCCCACUCGCUCGCAGGAAGACCUACGACAAGGCGGCGGCCGACAGGGCAAAGGUCAAGGAGAUUAAACAGGAGAACGGAUGCCUCCACCUGUCCUCAGACCACCUCGUCCGCUCGGCCUCCCCUCCGCUCUCCCAUCUAUCAAAGGGCAUCAUCAGUCCAGUGCCUCCCACUAAAGGCAGUCGCUCCUCCACACUGCAGUGCGUCCAUGUGGCGGAGGGACACAGCAAAGCCGUGCUCUGCGUCGACUGCACCGAUGACCUCCUGUUCACCGGAUCCAAAGACCGGACCUGCAAAGUGUGGAACCUGGUGACGGGUCAGGAGAUAAUGUCCCUGGCCGGUCACCCCAACAACGUGGUGUCUGUGCGCUACAGCUCCAGUCUGGUCUUCACCGUCUCCACCUCUUACAUCAAAGUCUGGGACAUCCGGGACUCGGCCAAGUGCAUCCGGAUGUUGACGUCCUCCGGUCAGGUUAACGUCGGGGACGUCUGUUCCUCCAACACCAGCCGGACGGUCACCAUCCCGGCGGGAGAGAACCAGAUCAACCAGAUCGCCCUCAACCCCAACGGGACGGUUCUGUACGCCGCCGCCGGCAACUCCGUGAGGGUGUGGGACCUGAGGAGAUUUGCAUCGACGGGGAAGCUAACGGGCCACCUUGGCCCUGUGAUGUGCCUGACUGUGGAUCAGUCUGCGAGCAGCCAGGACCUGGUGAUCUCUGGGUCCAAAGACCACUACAUCAAGCUGUUCGACGUGACCGAGGGAGCUCUGGGGAGCAUCGGCCCAACGCACAACUUUGAACCUCCCCACUACGACGGCAUCGAGUCCCUGGUGGUCCAGGGGGACAUAUUAUUCAGCGGCUCCCGAGACAACGGCAUCAAGAAGUGGGACCUGGACCGCAAAGACCUGCUGCAGCAAGUCCCCAACGCCCACCGUGACUGGGUCUGCGCGCUGGGCGUCGUGCCCGGCUCGCCGGCCCUGCUGAGUGGCUGCAGGGGAGGGGUGCUCAAGUUGUGGCACACGGACACGCUGGGGACUCUGGGGGAGCUGAAGGGUCAUGAGAGCCCCAUCAACGGGAUCGCCACCAACAGCAGCCACCUCUUCACCGCCUCUGAUGACCGGACCGUGAAGAUCUGGCGUGCGCGCGGCGGGCUGGACAGUGCUCCAGAGGCAGCCGACGCCGGGGACGAGGUGACCAGCAACUGAGUUCCCCUGAAGCCUCUUUAGAUGCUGCAGCCCUGCACUUUGACCCGUAACCCCCCCCCCCUGCACCUGCAAUGUGACCUUUAUGAGCCAGUCCCGUCUCACCACUUCGCUCAGACGCUCGGAGGGUCGGUGGCUGGUCCGCCCAACCCACAGCUCCAGUUUCUUGGGAUUGUUUUUCUGCAUUCAAUAUGCAAAUGAGGCAUGAAAUUAAAUACAUGCUAAUCUGCUUACAUUUCCAAAAUGAUGAUAACCAAACAAAAACCCUGUUAAAAAUGCUUGUUUCAUGAUUAUAUGUUUGAGUCUAAGGUUUUUUCAGUAGUAAUUUUCAAUCAACGUGAAAUAAGAUUAAUUACUGACAUUAAGACAUUAUUUACUUUUGGUGAAUUUAGUACAAAUCUACGGCCGCAAAUGGACGACGUAGUCAAAUAAAGACUUUAUAAUAGAGGCAAAUCAUAUAAUUAGAUUAUAGAAGCAAAAUAACCCCUAAAGGCAAAGUGUUUUUUUCCCUCGAGUGUCUCUCAUUAAACAAACAAGUUCACUUGAGACACACUACCCCCCCACCCCCCACCCUCUCACUUUCAGUCUAUAUGUUAAACUAACUGGCUGCAGCUGUAUCGAUGUUGUCAUGUAACUGUCAGAAAGCGAGCACGCCUCAACUAAUCCUUUCCCUGUAAUCCUUUCACUCUCGAGCACUUUUAGUCAUUGACGUGCACUCGUCGUCCAUGUGUGUGAAAGCGUAAUUUCUCUGGAAUCUUCUGGAUCUUCACUUCGUCGUCUUAACGCUACAAGAGGGCUCCUCGUCGCGGACCGAUCCUCAAGGAUGGGGGUUGAGGUGUGGGGGGGAGGGGGGUCUCUCCGCUGACGUCACCAUCCCCUCUGAAUGUUCGCUGAGCCAGCAGUCCUUAUUCAAGUACAGAUCUAAUGUGUGUAAACAAUGUAUUUAAACUAAAUGAAUGUUAGUUUUGUGGGACCACAGAGGGGUGAUUUGGGAGGGGGGGGUGGGCACGGAGCUUCUGCUCCAAUGAUGUGGCAGAUUGUGUUUAGAUUUCUCACUCUUUCUUUCUUGGUUCCGUUUGUCGUCCCGGGCGUAACCUCUGGGGUUCUAGGGUCCCCUGACGGCGGACUCUGUAGCGAUUCUAAUGUCAGACGCCUCGGUGAGAAUAAACGCUGUCUGGCAAAAACCAAA